CGUGCAGGUAAGGGAGAGAGGAGGAGGAAAAUGUUAUAUUGCCUUAUUAGAAAUCUAAUGAGAUCUUUUGUAUAUUUAGUGGUGGUGACUGUCCUGAGUGAUCCAGAUGGAGCAUGCUCUGUAGCCCUGUGCUGAAGAGGUAUGUCUCAGUGAACUUUGGGGCUUCAUUAAACCGUAGCUAUAUCACUAAUAUGAUAAAAUCUCUUUAGGCAAAGACUCAGCUCCUCCAUCUCCCCUUUUAAGCCAGAGUAGAGCUUUUCAACUGUUGCAUUGCUUCUUAGCAGAGCCCCACAUGUACAAGGUAACUGAAACCAGUAUGGUAAGGUAGGAGGGUCAUGCCCUCUGAGGUAUGUUGUUGUCAGCUGAUGAGACUGACUUUUGUUAUGUUUUCUUUCCCCUUAUUGCAGAUUUAAGGCCAGACUGCUGCUUUGCCUGAGCCAGUUCGCCAAGGCGGUUGGCGAAUGUGUUACAGACUGUACAACUUACAUAAUCUGUAGAUGGUUGAAUAUUGUCUUCUUUAUAUUGGGUGUAGUGACCCUGAAUGUCUGUGAAUCUGAACCAACUGAAUCUCACUGUAUUUUCCGUCUUUUGUUUGAUUAGGCAGUGGGACGACCUGCGGGGAGUAGUCGUGGGAUAUGCACCCCUCCUUGCAUGCAGUGUGGUAUGUUUGAAGGGUAGUGGUCACGUCAUUGGUUUGUAGGUUUGACUUUCCUUGCAGUGCAAGUUGUAGUGUUUGUAGUGAUCAGUGUGCACACAAGGUGAUUUCUAUUGGGUGAUAAAGUCUCCCCGUGGUGAGUACCCUGUUCUGCCUAUCCCUCGCGAUCAUUUAAUCUUAUUGUAUUUUAUGUUAUGGUGAAGCCAUUUGCUAUUUAUAUACUGGUUGUUUCGACCAUUUUAGUAUUGUGGAAUAAACUAAUUUUGACUAGUUUUAUGGUUUCUCUCCUUUUUCAGGUCUGUUGCCAGUAUAAUUUAUUUUUAAUAAAUAUUAUUGGAGAGUUGAAUGCACGUCUCCCGCUUUUCUUGAACCCUUUAAAAAUUGUGUCAACGCUCAGAUGGUUGGUGUCUAGGGCUGGUAUAAUUCUAUUCUGGGUAUCGGUCCGCAUUGUAACCUGGGUGGGGUCACAAACUGGCGCUGUGAGUAGGGUCUUAGAGCCCAUAGACGUGCAUUCAAAUCAGUUGGUUCAGUGGAAUGAUUUUAAGUGUAUUGUUGGAUUGUAUUAAGUGGAUUGUAUUUUUCUUUCUCUUUUAAGGCAAAGCAGCAGCUGGCAAGCUUAUUGAAAGCUCUGUCCUGUCAAUAUUCAGUGGGCCUAACUUCAUUCCCAUGCCCCGUCUCCCUUAGUACAAGAUGGACUCCUUAAAUGUAUCUCGGUCACAGUCAGGCCCCUCUAGCCCCCAUGGGCAGUGUGACCCCAGCUCAGGGGAGGCCAUUGCUCGGGAAAGAUUAGUUUAUAUCCCUAGGGAAAGACCUUGUCCACUGUUCAGUGGCGUAGGUGAGAUUAAUAUCCGGACCUGGGUUGAGGAAGUACAAGCUAUCAUGCGUGCCCGUAGACUUGCUACUAUUGAUAAGGCCCAUUUUAUCUAUGAUCAUCUCAUUGGUGAUGCUCGUGAGGAGAUUAAGUACCGGCCGCAGCAAGUGAGGGGAGACCCUGACUGUAUUUUUGAGAUCCUUCUGGCUCAGUAUAGCUGUCCUAUGUCUUUCAUUGCAGUUAAAGAAGCCUUUUAUGCUAGAAAGCAACAGGAGGGUGAGUCACUAAGGGAGUUCUCACAUGCUCUGUUUUCUUUAAUGGACAAGAUGAUCCAGAGUUGUCCAGACAAACGCAUCCCUGAUGCCGCUAAAUUGCUGCGUGAUCAGUUUGUAGAGUGUGUAGGGGAUGGGAAUUUGAGCCGGGAGCUUAGGAGAAUGGCUCGUGAACAUCCUGACUGUGACCUUCAUGCUAUUAGGGAUGAAGCUAUUAGGUGGGAACGUGAGGGCAGAUCUGGGGAAGAACUAGGCCGACCCAGGAGUUAUUCUGUCCCCUCAGUUUAUAGCAUGCAGCAUGCCGGACAGGCUAGGGGUCAGAAAGAUACUGUAGGGUCAGAGCUGGCAGAGCUUAAGGAAAUGUUGAAGCAGCAACAGGCUCAAAUUGAUCAGCUUACACAAGGACUACGAUCAAACCACACUUCAGUCAAGCCCAGACCCUUUCAGAAGAGAGGGCCACUCAUCUGCAGACGGUGUCAAAAACCAGGACAUUUUGCCAAAGACUGUGAUAAUGAAAGGGUCGUUGCUUCUGAACUUAGGGGGUUCUACUCAGGGUUCAGUCAUCCAGCCCUCCCAGUUCCAGCAGUCGGAAAACUAGCGCCCUCUGUUAUGCUGAGCCACAUUUCAGAUGGGGGCAUUACUGGCUCCAAUGGGGAUAUUCUACCAAAUUCUGACCCCACACCCAACUUGGUAGGGUCCUGUCCAAAGGUCACCAUUAGUAUGGGGGGGGUGAAUAUUUCUUGCCUAUUAGACACUGGGUCUAUGGUCACCACUAUUACCGAGAGUUUCUUUGCCAAACAUUUUGAGACAGGGGGCCCAGAGAAGCUGAGGGCGUGCCACUGGUUACGGUUACGUGCAGCCAAUGGGCUAGAAAUCCCUUACAUUGGCUAUUUGGAACUUGAUUUUCAAGUCUUAGGCAAGCAGAUCCCCAGACGUGGUGUACUAGUCAUCAGAGAUACACCAGACGCCAGCCCCAAUCCAGAAGUGUGUGGAGUUCUUGGCAUGAAUGUAAUACGCGAGUGCUAUAGAGAGCUGUUUUUGGAACAUGGUCCUGCUCUUUUUGAUCUUCCCCCAGUCAAGCAGAACCCUUGGCAGAAGGUUUUGCAGUUCUGUCACCGAGUCCAACCCCAGCCCGAACCACAAGUCCAUGGCCCAGUCAGAGUUAAGGGCCGGCGAAAGAUUCAAAUCCCAGGCGGCACGAUGAAACUGGUGCCCACUACCUGCAGAAAGGCAUCUCCAGUUCAUACGGGAUCAGCCCUGUUUGAACCAUUGGAUUCAGGUUUGCCAAAUGGUCUCCUCGCUUCCCCAGCUCUGGUCAAAGUGCUCAAUGGUACGGCCUUCAUUCCUGUAACCAAUGUGGGGACUACAGACGUAAUUUUACCUCCUCGGAUUCAGAUUGGCACCCUCUGCCAAGCCGAAAUUGUCAGCCAACCAGAGAGCAUCAUUGAAACUAUGGAGGAGGGGUCAUCUGGUGAGCAGAUCGUUACCAUGGCAAUGCAGAGUGUGACGGACAACCCCCUGUCAUCUGCCAUUGAAACCCUUGAUUUGUCCACUCUUGCAGCUCAAGACCAGGAGAGGUGGAUGAGCACAUUCAACGACUGGGAGCUGUGUUGGAGACCUUGCGGGUGCAGAACCUAAAGGCUAAACUAGAGAAGUGUUGCUUCCUAAAAACGGAGGUAAAGUACCUUGGCCAUGUCAUCUCAAAAAGUGGUGUAGCAACUGACCCUGAUAAGAUCUCUGUAGUGGCAAAUUGGCAACCUCCAAAAACUGUCACCGAGCUGAGAUCAUUUCUCGGCUUUGCUAGCUAUUACCGCCGCUUUGUCCAAGGUUUUGCUUCACUGGCUGCACCUCUUCAUCGUCUAGUAGCCGAGAUGGGUGGCACCAAGACUAAAAAGCCAUCCAAACGCCCCCUCCAAGAAUCGUGGACUGAACAAUGUGAAACCAGCUUCCAAAAUCUGAAAGCCAGGUUGGUGGAUUCCCCUGUAUUGGCAUAUGCAAAUUUUUCACAUCCCUUCAUUCUGGAAAUUGAUGCCAGUCAUUUAGGCCUAGGUGCAGUGCUUUCACAACAGCAACAGGAUGGCACCGUGUGCCCCAUUGCAUAUGCUAGCAGAGGUUUAAAGCCUACUGAACGCAAUAUGUCAAACUACAGUUCUAUGAAACUUGAGUUCUUGGCCUUGAAAUGGGCUAUGGCCGAGAAGUUUAGAGAAUACCUCUUGGGUCAUAAAUGUGUUGUUUAUACCGAUAACAAUCCUCUAAGCCAUUUGUCCACAGCAAAACUGGGUGCAUUGGAACAACGCUGGGCUGCUCAACUUUCAUCAUUUGACUUUUCUAUUAAGUAUCGCCCAGGCCGCUCAAAUGGCAAUGCUGAUGCACUGUCGCGCCAGUACGAACAGUCAGAGUCAAUGGCACCAAUUGAGGCUGUGUUGCCAGGCACCUCUCUUCCUGACACCUUACUCCAGACCAAAGCCAUGCCCCAUCAGCAGGUAACUCAAUCCAUUGUCUCUGUUUUGCCAUCUUAUUCAUCUGCUGAUCUUGCGGCUUUACAGAGAGACGACCCUACCAUCGGUGUGUUCCUGAAAUUUUGGCACAGGGGGCAGGUCCAAACCGACAGGAACGGACAAAUCUACCUGCAACAGUACUGGAAAUGUUGCGUCAGUGGAAGAAGCUGGUGGAGUGGGAUGGUGUCCUCCAACGUCAGGUAUUUCGGCUGGAUGGUGGAGAGGCGACGCGCCAACUAGUGUUGCCACAAAGCUUAAAAACUGAAGUCUUGCAUCAGUUGCAUAAUGAUCAUGGCCACCAGGGGCUGGACAGAACCCUCGAAUUGGUGCGGCAGAGAUGCUAUUGGCCUGGCAUGCUGAAAGAAAUUCAGCAUUAUUGUCAACAGUGUGAACGUUGUGCCUUAGCCAAAGCAGUUUAUCCCAAACCAAAGACAACAAUGGGCCAUCUUCUGGCCUCCAGGCCUAACCAGAUUCUAGCCAUGGAUUUUACAUAUCUAGAGCCUUCUGCUGAUGGCCGGGAAAAUGUGUUGAUUCUAACUGAUGUGUUUUCUAAAUACACACAGGCCAUUGCUACCAGGGACCAAAAGUCAACCACUGUAGCCCGGGUACUGGUUCAUGAGUGGUUCUAUCGCUUCGGUGUCCCUGCUAGGAUCCAUUCAGAUCAAGGGAGGAGCUUUGAAGGGGCCGUGAUCCAACAACUGUGUCAACUGUAUGGUGUGGAAAAGACCCGCACUACUCCAUAUCACCCACAAGGUAAUGGACAGUGUGAACGCUUUAAUAGGACAUUGCAUGAUCUUUUGAGAACUUUGCCCCCCGAGCAGAAAAGUAAUUGGCCCACCUACCUGCAACAGCUUACAUUUGCCUACAACACCACUGUUCAUCAAUCUACGGGUGAACAGCCCUACUUUCUCAUGUUUGGAUUGGAGCCUCAGCUCCCAAUUGACUUCCUGCUGGGAAGAGUUGAAGAGCCAGUGCACGGCCCUGUCCACAGCUGGGUACAAGAUCACCAGAAACGCCUUAACGUUGCUUAUGAGGGAGCCAGGAAACGGAUGCAGAUAGCAGCACAUAAACGUGCAGAGCGGCAUGCUGCACCAGCCUCUGACCCACUGCAAUUACAUCAGCUGGUGUUUCUCAGAGACCAUAGCAGAAGAGGCAGAAAUAAAAUUCAAGACCACUGGAGCCCCACACCCUACCGUAUCCUCAAAGUCCCUGAUAAUGCUGGUCCAGUGUAUACAGUGGCACCCCUGGAUCAUCCGGAAAAGGUAAAACAUGUUAAUAGACAGUCCAUCAAACCAAUUCCCAGUAACCUUUGUGAAAACUUUAACAGGGAUGCAGAGAGGACCACUAACCCCA
This is a messenger RNA of Dicentrarchus labrax (European seabass), 5589 nucleotides long. RefSeq lists its product as uncharacterized. The transcript is spliced from 2 exons. NCBI's taxonomy places the organism in Eukaryota, Metazoa, Chordata, Actinopteri, Moronidae. The record is from RefSeq and is a predicted model, not a curated record. Gene Ontology annotation, molecular function: nucleic acid binding; zinc ion binding. Bases 1346 to 3376 code for a protein of 676 amino acids.